GUCCGCUGCGACAAUGUAACUCUGCUGUUAAUUACCUGUGUGCAGAGCCGCAGGCCUUUGCUAUAAAGCCGUUAUAAUAUCCAGAGGGUAGAAUUGCUUAUGCUCACGAUAUUGGUUCUACCGAGACAAUAAACAUCCCAAUCAUGAAACCCUUUAACGUCCUUUGCUUGUUCGCUGCUGGCCUAAUGGCUCAGGUUCAAGCCAACGAGUCCCCCAUCGAGGGAUAUACCGUUGAGGAGAUCUCAUGGGAAGUCGAGACGACUCCCGGAGGCCCAACCGUCGUUCUGAAUGGCACAGUCGAGAAGGUCCUAUCUCAACUGCGCGAGAUCAAUCCUAACUAUGAGGCCGAGUUCGCCACCGUUGUUCCUGAGAUUGACGAGCCCGCCAAGGAGUCUGCUGAGGAAGCAGGCGCUUCAUCGCACUUGGCCAAGCGUGGCGAUGUUGUUUGCGGCAAAUUUCCCAGUGCCUAUGCCAACAAUAUCGACCAAGGCAUUAAGUACUUGAGAAGUGUUCCUGGCCAGCCUCAAAGAGGACCCGGCCCCGGCAGCUGUGGUCAGGUCAGUUGUUCCUGGUCAUCAGCUAUUUGGUGGUGCAAUGAUAAUACCUUCACGAAAGUCCUGCCCAGCUUCAACAACAUUGCCGACGGCGCGCAGCUGAUUAAAAACACUUGUCUUCGUGGAGGUCAGACCUUCUCUGGUCAGGAUUUCCAUGACGACAAGUGGAACACCAUUGUUCGUUUCAGCUCAUGUUAACAGCGGGUUGCAGUAGGGAACUUGUGAGGUGGUGGGAUUUUUACGACUCUGUGCGAGCUUCAUGAG
This is a messenger RNA of Aspergillus pseudonomiae, 818 nucleotides long. RefSeq lists its product as uncharacterized. The record is from RefSeq and is a predicted model, not a curated record. The transcript has 3 exons. NCBI's taxonomy places the organism in Eukaryota, Fungi, Ascomycota, Eurotiomycetes, Eurotiales, Aspergillaceae. The coding region runs from base 144 to 752 and encodes 202 amino acids.